Annulohypoxylon truncatum is the source of this 2532-nucleotide messenger RNA. RefSeq lists its product as uncharacterized. The record is from RefSeq and is a predicted model, not a curated record. NCBI's taxonomy places the organism in Eukaryota, Fungi, Ascomycota, Sordariomycetes, Xylariales, Hypoxylaceae. The transcript is spliced from 2 exons. The coding region runs from base 151 to 2307 and encodes 718 amino acids.
CUAUUACACGUGAUGACUUUUCUGAUAAAACCAUAUCGAUUUCCUUCCAGAUGUAAAGCCGAGAACUCGGUUUCUCCUCGAAGUAAACACGCCGGUGUAAGCACCGGGUGAGAAAUAGGGGCGAAGAACCGUACUCGCCCCGGGUCAGCAAUGCUCAUUACCAUCUUAAUAGCAUCAUGUGUUGUGGUGUCCUCAAGUCAUGGCCUAGAAUUGGUUAGAGCCGAAUACGGCCCUGGUCAAUUCAAUAAAAGGGUACCAUCUCGCAACGACUCGGUGUUCCCAGAGUCCACAAGCUCACCUGAUAUACUAGCAUCUAGUUUCAUAGUGACAAGCUCAGAGACGUAUCAGAGGCCUAUAGAUACUGUUUCAAACACGGCAAUUACGACUUCUGUUGAUGACGUGUCUGUCGUUACAGCACCUUCAGGGGACAGCUCUACUCCAUUGACACCGGAAUCUUUCUUUGAACCAUUGAAUUUAGGAACAAUUACCACAAUUGUGAGGCCUACACUUGUAUUGCCUACGUCAAGCCCGAUAAGGGGUAGUUCAAGGAUUCUCGACAGCAGCUCAAGCUCUGCUUCUAAUACAGGCGUUGGGACUUCCUUACCCCCAAUAGCAUCGUCAUUCUCUUUCAAUGCCACAUCGCGACCAUGGGGCUGGAAUGAUACCUCCAGCGCCUCUUCAAUACCCUCACCUACUGUGACUCUGCCUCCAUCAACUAUUAGCACGACCCCGACCGUCACCACUACGUCGAGCGAGUGCCCGGCAAAGGAAACCGGGCCUGUUACUGUCACCUCCUAUUCCAUCACCUACACGUCAACAACAACAUGGAGUGGAGAUCCUUCUGACUACACACCCCCUUACCCGCCAAUAAGCACGCCAGUACCGUGUACUCCUAAAGAGAGCCCAACCGGGCGUUUUACCAUAACCUUUUGUGAUAGCACCGGUCAAACAUGCUCAUUUAUUCAUACUACGACGACGAACGAUUUCGCCAAUCCAGCUACGACUGUCACUUUGAUUACGACAGACAAAAACCCUGCCGUGGUUUUUCCGACCCAGACGCCUCCCAGUUAUGGCGGGUCCCCUUCUGGGCCAAAAAGUCACCAGUCGGCAGUGAGUGGUGGAAACCUGAUUACCCCGGGAUACGGUAUAGACCCGACACCUGUCGAUUCAGCUAAACAGUCACCAACUCCGGUCAGUGACACCGGUGCUGGCAAUAAUGGAGAGGAUGACGAAGGAAACAGUGAAAACAACAAUGGCAACGGGAGCGGAAGCGGAAGCGGAAGCGGAAAUGGGAAUGGCGGCAAUGGUGGCAGUACUAGUGCAAGCCCGCCUCCGAUUACUGUGAUAGUUCAGCCUGGCGAAGUAGUAAUCGGUGAUCACACAUUCAUCGAUGAUCCGGCGCAACAGACAUCGACAGUAGUCGUAGGAGGCGACUCAUUCAUUAUUGAUCCGUCCCAAAUAGUAGGCACUGGUGCCAUUAUUACUCGACCUCCGUCCAACGCAAGGGACGGUUUUGUGCCAGCCCCUACACCGAUAACGACCUCCGUGGGAGGUCUAGGGGUGACAUACGGACCGUCCGUCGCAACCAUAGACGGCACAGCCUUCACAAUCGAACCCACAUCCACCGUGAUAGUGGUUAGAGGGCAGACGAUAACUCUCGGACCCACCGACAUCGUCUUCCCCACGCAAACCCUCCACGUCGCCGCAGGUGGGCCCGGGCCGACACAGACCGCCGUUAUGGGUGGGGAGCUCAUCACUGUUAUCGGAUCCGAUACAAUCAUUAUCGAAGGUACCACGCUAUCCUACGGGCCCGACGCUAGCAGCACGCUCACGACAGCCAUAGACGGGGAUACGAUCCUCGUGGCGCCGACUGGUAUCAUUAUGCAUAAUCAGACUCUAGGCGGGAUUACAGCCGCGCCCGGCGCUACUAGGUACGCGAUCGCGGGCGGAGCCACGGUCACGCAGAUGGGGCUUACGGCAGUUGAGAUCGGUGGCGUUACAUUCCACGUCGGCAUAGGUGCUUCGGAGGCCCUGACUACAGUCGUUGGAGGACACACCCUGACGAUUGGUCCCGGAGGUGUUGGGAUGGAGACGUGGACCCUGGGAGCGCCUGGGGCGUCAACGACGACGCUUAGUCCGAGCCAGGGUAGCGGCAGCGGCGGGAACAAUGCUGCCUUGACGAUACCAUCAGCAACGGGAUCGGGAUCCGUGGGGGAGAGAAAGGGGAACGGAGGACAGGGUCUAAGGCCAGACUGGGGGCUGCAAUGCCUCUUCCCGGUUGGCGUCGGGUGUCUUUCCCUACUGUGAGAAAAGUAACUUCGAUUGCUAUAUAAUCGCUCAGGCUAUCCACAUAUAUACACGCCUAACAUACAAUGGGUACAUAUUCAUUGGAUUGGUUUCGGUUUCACACGGCGCAAAAAAGAAAUGAGGGAAAGGGGCAGUACCAAAAAUCAAUCGCUCAGUUGACGACGUUAUGAUACCCACGGAGCAUACUCACAUUCAUCUAACAUCUACUAGUUUCGAGGGUCGAAG